GUGGGGAAAGGUUAAAAAGCAUAUUUAGAUAUAAUGAAAUUGUUUUUCGUGAAAAUGCAAGUACUUCAACUCGAGGAUACAUUUUAUUUGAAGAUAUUGAUGGCCAAUAUAAGGCAACAUUUGGUUGA
Molecule: messenger RNA, 128 nt
Organism: Funneliformis geosporum
Lineage: Eukaryota; Fungi; Glomeromycota; Glomeromycetes; Glomerales; Glomeraceae
Source: the annotation of a GenBank genome assembly